Penicillium canescens is the source of this 1647-nucleotide messenger RNA. RefSeq lists its product as uncharacterized. The coding region runs from base 1 to 1647 and encodes 548 amino acids. Gene Ontology annotation, molecular function: carbohydrate:proton symporter activity. The record is from RefSeq and is a predicted model, not a curated record. Gene Ontology annotation, biological process: carbohydrate transport; transmembrane transport. The transcript has 2 exons. Gene Ontology annotation, cellular component: membrane. NCBI's taxonomy places the organism in Eukaryota, Fungi, Ascomycota, Eurotiomycetes, Eurotiales, Aspergillaceae.
AUGGCGACCAUUACUGACACCGAGAUUGCGUUGGAGAAGACAGCCGCCCACCAUGUCGAGGAUACAUUGGGCGCCGGCGCCAUCAUCGAGGCCAAACAGGCGAGUGACGAUGAACACAACCAGACAUUGAUGCAGGCCCUGCGGGAGAAUCGCAAGGCUGUCAUGUGGUCGGUUCUCAUCUCCAUGUCCAUCGUCAUGGAGGGAUACGAUACCAUCCUCAUGGGUAACUUCUUCGCGUACCCCGAGUUUCAGAAGAAGUAUGGACAAUACUAUGGAAGUGAUAUUGAAUGGCAGGUUUCUGCGCCUUGGCAGACAGGUCUGAGCAUGGCCAGUACUGUUGGCGCUAUCUUUGGCGGUAUUCUCAAUGGAUGGUGCGCAUCCCGGUACGGCUACCGAAUCGUAAUGGUGGUUGCCCUGUUCUUCCUCACGGCAUUCAUCUUCAUCACCGUCUUCGCCAACUCCGCAGCAGUCCUCCUAGUCGGACAAGUCUUCUGUGGGCUCUCCUGGGGUGUAUUCGCAACCAUUGGACCCGCGUACGCAUCAGAAGUCUGCCCAACCAACUUGCGCGGAUACCUUACCAUCUAUGUGAACAUGUGCUGGGCCAUCGGCCAGCUCAUCGCCUCAGGCGUGCUAUACGGACUCGUCGGCCGAAAAGACCAAUGGUCCUACCGAAUCCCCUUCGCCCUGCAAUGGAUCUGGCCCGUUCCACUGAUGGCCAUCUGCUGGAUCGCACCCGAGAGUCCAUGGUGGCUCGUUCGACAAGACCGAUUGGAAGACGCAAAGCGGAGUAUCCGCCGACUGGGCGGUAGCAAGACCGAAGAUCAGAUCAACGGCCAACUAGCGAUGAUGGUGCACACGAUCAAAAUCGAAGCCGAAAUCGAAGCCGGAACCACCUACGCAGACUGUUUCAAGGGCGUUGACCUGCGCCGCACAGAGAUCUGCUGCCUUACCUUCGCAGGACAAAUCCUCUCCGGUAGCACGUUCGCCUACUCGCCCACAUACUUCUUCACCCAAGCCGGCAUGGACACCAGCCGCUCCUUCCAACUGGGCGUCGGCUGCACAGGCGUCGCCUUCGUGGGAACCUUCCUGUCCUGGUGGCUAAUCUCCUGGUUCGGGCGACGAACCCUAUACGUCUGGGGCCAAGGAAUCCUCUGCACAAUCCUCUUCCUAAUCGGCAUCAUCAACGCCGCAUCGCACACCAACGGCGCAAUGUGGGCCCAAGCGGCCUUCUGCUUCCUCUGGCUCUUCACCUACUCCCUAACCGUCGGCCCAAUCGCCUACGCCAUCAUCUCAGAGACGUCCUCCGUGCGCCUGCGUCCGCUGACUGUCUGCCUAGCUCGGACAGCGUACCAAAUCGUCAACGUCGUCUCCCAAGUCCUCGAACCGUACUUUAUGAACCCGACCGCGUGGAACGCAUCCGGCAAAACAGGGUUCUUCUGGGGCGCGACAGCGCUGGCUACAUUCGUGUGGGCGUUCUUCAGACUACCCGAACCAAAAGACCGGACCUACGCCGAGCUGGACAUUCUCUUCGCCACCAAGGUCCCCGCGCGCAAGUUUGCGCAGACGAAGGUUGACGCUUAUGCAGUUGGGUCGUCCUCGUCGCAGGAGGGCCUUGUACGAGCGGAGACGGAGGAACCCAAACAGUGA